Brassica napus (rape) is the source of this 819-nucleotide messenger RNA. RefSeq lists its product as uncharacterized. The coding region runs from base 1 to 819 and encodes 272 amino acids. NCBI's taxonomy places the organism in Eukaryota, Viridiplantae, Streptophyta, Magnoliopsida, Brassicales, Brassicaceae. The transcript is spliced from 3 exons. The record is from RefSeq and is a predicted model, not a curated record.
AUGGAAUUUAAUCCAUUUACGAGUGGACCAAAAUUUGUUGAUCUUCUCCAAAGUCAACAAACUAUAUUUGGUUCAUCUGAAGUUCCUGUAUAUGGAACUCCACAUUCUGUCGGUUCAGUGAGUGUUGUAGAGGGUAAAGAACGGAGGGCAUGGAUGCCUGCAGAUGACAUUUUGCUCAUCAGUGCCUGGCUCAACACGAGCAAAGACCCAGUCGUGGGUAAUGAGCAAAGAUCAGGCGCAUUUUGGAAAAGAAUUGCAGCCUACUUUGGGGCAAGCCAGAAAGCUGAAGGGUCCAAACCGAGAGAGUCGACGCACUGUAAGCAGCGGUGGCAGAAGAUCAAUGACCUCGUGUGCAAGUUAUGUGGCUCGUUUGAAGCUGCAACAAGGGAGAAGACCAGCGGACAAAAUGAAACUGAUGGAAUCUAUAGGAAGAGGAAGGUGGCCGAUGCUGGAGCUGCAACUGAAGCUGAUGAAUGCACCAGUCGUCCACCGGGUGUAAAGGCAGCUAAGGCACGUGGUAAGAAGUCAGCAGUUGAGGAGAAGGGGGUGUCAGCCUUUGAGUCAAUGUGGACCAUCAAACAGGCUGAUCUAGCCUCUAAAGAAAGGCUCUCCAAGAUGGCUCUGCUUGACAGGCUGUUUGCAAAAGAAGGACCAUUGAAUGAGCGUGAGAAAGCGCUAAAGACCAGGCUGAUAGAUGAAUUGUUGGCUGUGAGAGACUGUACUUUGGGACAGAGACUUGUGUGUGUCUGUGGUGAAGAUUGUGAGUGGAAAGGUCACGAGAGUGAGUAUGUUGCAUCACGAGAGAGGGAGAGAGAGUGA